UAAGUUUCAUCGUGCCCUUCCUGGUCUGUGAUAUCAACAGUGAUGGCGGCUGCUGCACGGUUCCUCAUCCGAGGUGCAAACUCAAAACUUCCCAUUGCUGUUGUGGGCAGCGGGGCUCAUUGCUCGUUCGGCUCAACGUUUUUAAAACUGUCGCUGAACUGCAACUCCGGUAUAAAGACACAGCGGAGACAUGCGGCGCACUUUACUUUCCAGCCUGACCCUGUCCCAACCCAGUUUGGUCCUACACAGAAAAUGAACUUGUUCCAGUCAGUUACAAGUGCCUUGGACAACACUCUUGCCAAUGAUCCUACAGCAGUUAUCUUUGGAGAAGAUGUUGCCUUUGGGGGAGUUUUCCGAUGCACUGUUGGUCUGAGAGACAAAUAUGGGAAGGACAGAGUUUUCAACACUCCCCUCUGUGAGCAAGGGAUUGUGGGAUUUGGUAUCGGAGUAGCUGUUGCAGGAGCCACAGCGAUUGCUGAGAUCCAGUUUGCCGAUUACAUUUUUCCUGCUUUUGACCAAAUAGUCAACGAAGCAGCCAAGUACCGCUACCGAUCUGGCGACCUGUUCGACUGUGGCAACCUCACCAUCCGUGCUCCCUGGGGUUGUGUUGGCCACGGAUCACUUUACCACUCUCAGAGCCCGGAGGCCUUUUUUGCCCACGCCCCUGGUCUCAAGGUUGUAAUCCCACGUGGACCAGUCCAGGCCAAGGGUCUGCUACUGUCUUGCAUCGCUGACAAGAAUCCAUGCAUAUUCUUUGAGCCCAAGAUCAUGUACAGAGCAGCAGUGGAGCAAGUUCCUGUGGAGUCCUACACCAUCCCACUCUCCCAGGCUGAGGUCCUACAGGAAGGAAGUGAUGUCACACUGGUUGCCUGGGGGACACAGGUCCAUGUGUUGAGGGAGGUUGCAAACCUCGCCCAGGAGAAACUAGGAGUGUCGUGCGAGCUCAUUGAUUUACAGACCAUCUUGCCAUGGGAUGUUGAAACUGUUUGCAAGUCUGUGGUGAAAACCGGUCGUUUGCUCAUCAGUCAUGAGGCUCCAGUGACCGGAGGCUUCGCUUCUGAAAUUAGCUCCUCAGUGCAGGAGGAGUGUUUUCUCAACCUGGAGGCCCCCAUCACAAGGGUCUGUGGUUACGACACACCAUUCCCGCACAUCUUUGAACCCUUCUACAUCCCAGAUAAGUGGAAGUGCUUUGAAGCAAUCAAGAAGAUGAUCAACUACUAAGAGUCAACUUCUGGUUGCCCUGGGUCCCGCCUUUUCCUCCUUUUCCUCUUCAUUUAUCCAAUCAGUGAAGGGCUGCCAGGAAAGACAUUUCUUUGACCAUCACACCAGGAAAGCGCAAUCCAGAUGGUUUCCAUGUCCCUCUGUCUUUUCUCCUAAAAGGACUGUUACAGUGUCUCUGAAGUAGUCAACCUCAUUCUGCUGAAAUGGAAAAUGAAGAUCUGGUCUGUGAAACUCUACCCUAACUUCAACACACUUAAAUAAGCCCUAAAUCAAAGACGGAUACUCCAGGGAGAAUGUGCGUUUAUGGUGGCAUUUAUGACUUUCUGUAUUUCUGUGGUGUUACGUUUGAUGAAAUGUGUGCAACUGUGCUAUAAUCUUUAUUCAGUUUGACAUGAAUAGAACCUUAUUGUACCAUUGACACAGAUCUGUGGUUUUUAAUGGAAAAAUAAAAAGCAAAGAUCAUGGUGAAAAAAAGCAACAAAAAAAA
Molecule: messenger RNA, 1708 nt
Organism: Cynoglossus semilaevis (tongue sole)
Lineage: Eukaryota; Metazoa; Chordata; Actinopteri; Pleuronectiformes; Cynoglossidae
Gene: bckdhb
Product: branched chain keto acid dehydrogenase E1 subunit beta
Exons: 11
Coding region: 43-1221 (392 amino acids)
Biological process (GO): response to nutrient; branched-chain amino acid catabolic process
Cellular component (GO): oxoglutarate dehydrogenase complex
Source: RefSeq, a predicted model, not a curated record